GGGAAAGCUGUGUUUUCGCUUGCUUAUCCUAAGGAACUUUUUACAUGACGACUGCGUCGUUUCAGAAAAGCAGCUAACCCACGAUACAAGUUGUAUAUUUUUCGAGGAUUACCUCUACUAGACCGGGAUUUCAUAGCCUGGCGGUCGAGGUUAUGGAUUUUAACCUUCUAACGGACAGUGAGGCCCGUAGCCCGGCACUGUCUCUCUCUGACUCCGGGACUCCUCAGCAUGAUCCUGGAUGCAAAGGCCAAGACAACAGUGACACAGAGAAGUCCCAUCAGAACCACACAGAUGAGUCAAACCCAGAGGACGGUUCUCUGAAGAAAAAACAGCGCCGGCAGAGAACCCACUUUACCAGCCAGCAGCUCCAAGAACUAGAAGCCACCUUUCAGAGAAACCGCUAUCCUGAUAUGAGCACACGAGAGGAGAUCGCCGUGUGGACCAACCUCACGGAAGCGAGAGUCCGGGUGUGGUUUAAAAACCGCCGCGCCAAAUGGAGAAAGCGUGAGCGAAACCAGCAAGCCGAGCUUUGCAAGAACGGUUUCGGGGCCCAGUUCAACGGACUCAUGCAGCCAUAUGAUGACAUGUACUCGGGCUACUCCUACAACAACUGGGCCACCAAGAGCCUGGCCAGCAGCCCGCUAUCAGCCAAAAGCUUUCCUUUCUUUAACUCCAUGAAUGUAAGUCCCCUGUCCUCGCAGCCGAUGUUCUCCCCACCCAGCUCCAUCUCCUCCAUGAACAUGGCCUCCUCCAUGGUGCCCUCGGCCGUGGCUGGGGUUCCGGCCUCAGGCCUCAAUAACCUCGGAAACCUGAACAACCUGAACAGCCCCACCCUCAACUCUGCAGCGGUUUCAGCAGCUGCGUGCCCUUAUGCCACCACGGCCAGCCCGUACAUGUACAGAGACACCUGUAACUCCAGUCUAGCCAGCCUCCGGCUCAAGGCCAAACAGCACGCCAACUUCGCUUAUCCUGGCAUGCAGAACCCGGUGUCCAACCUAAGUCCCUGCCAGUACGCUGUGGACCGGCCGGUAUGAAGCACCAGCGUCCUUUCCCGACCCGACCCGAAACUAACGCCCGGCGCUCCCCUCCCAACCCUCUGCUCCACCCCACCCCCAUUUCACUCCGAGGCAUCGCGAACUUGUUAUGAAUAUGUGGUUUUCUGAAAGGACCGGCGCCACAGGAAAAGCUCAGCGAGGACGACGCGAGAGCGUUAACCUCACAAUGGACCAUGCCUCAAAGAACUCAUGCAAAAACAUGUUGAGACUUUGUUGCUGAACCGACCAACUGUUUAAAAGCUUUUGUCCACUGCAUGAUUAGAGUGAACUACAAAGAGGACCCUAAAAACUUUCACUGCACUAAUGGAAAGACCUCGACUCUCUCGCCAUCAGUGAUACCACUACAAGAGGGUGUACAUAAUGGAUUGUGUAUUGUAUGUGAUCAAAAAAAUCUGAAACGUAGUAUUUUAUUGAUAAGAGACGCAUGUUCCUCAAGAGCAAAGCCUGGGUUGAUGUGCCAUGAUGUACCUCCUCGAAGAAUUUUAAUCUUUGUUGUGAAUUCCAGUCACCUAAGGUCAGAAGUCAGGGGUCAGAGGUUGUUGUAAGACGACAUAAAGACAAAACCUAGCAGUGAGUAGUUUGAGAAGAAAAGAAAAAACAUCAAACUCUGUAAGAAACAGAAAAUUAGGACUUAAAAAAAAGAAAUAACUAAAAAGCCAUUGAGUAAAUAGA
This is a messenger RNA of Triplophysa dalaica, 1727 nucleotides long. It is a transcript of the gene pitx3, whose product is annotated as paired-like homeodomain 3. NCBI's taxonomy places the organism in Eukaryota, Metazoa, Chordata, Actinopteri, Cypriniformes, Nemacheilidae. Gene Ontology annotation, cellular component: nucleus. Bases 153 to 1034 code for a protein of 293 amino acids. Gene Ontology annotation, molecular function: RNA polymerase II cis-regulatory region sequence-specific DNA binding; DNA-binding transcription factor activity, RNA polymerase II-specific. Gene Ontology annotation, biological process: anatomical structure morphogenesis; regulation of transcription by RNA polymerase II. The record is from RefSeq and is a predicted model, not a curated record. The transcript has 4 exons.